This is a messenger RNA of Solanum pennellii, 1870 nucleotides long. Its product is annotated as probable xyloglucan galactosyltransferase GT19. The record is from RefSeq and is a predicted model, not a curated record. Gene Ontology annotation, molecular function: glycosyltransferase activity. Lineage: Eukaryota; Viridiplantae; Streptophyta; Magnoliopsida; Solanales; Solanaceae. The transcript has a single exon. Bases 391 to 1707 code for a protein of 438 amino acids.
AAAUUCCAUUUAUUUCUGUUCAGAUUGUUCCAACUCUAUCGCAGAGGAGGCAAAAAAAAGAGAACGGUAUCUCACUCUCCACCAUUGUCUCUGACUCGGUCUAUACACAAACUGGCAUUUGGGUAUUUGCCACCAUUUUCUUCAUUCUUCCAAAAACCCCAUUUCGUAUUUCACCAUUUUUGCAGAUUUUUCUGUUCUGCAGAAGGUUGGUUUUGGUUAUUGAUUCAGAUUUGGUGUUUUUUUUUUUAGCCUAUCUUCUCUUUUUCGUUUUAAAUCAAGAUUCGGAGUUCAAUUCUUGAAGAUUUUGGGGUAAAGAUUGGAUUUUUAUUUGGAUUUGAUUGACUCAUCUCUACCCUCCCACCGACAGUUUCUUCACAGACCCCCUUUUUAAUGGAAGACACCAAUUUCAUCUUUUUUGUGUUUUUGCUGUUUAUUUUGUCUGCAACUUGUCAAGAUUCCGAUCUUGAAACUGAUUGCACAAACAAAUGGAUCCAUAUCAGACAUCUACCACCUCAAUUCAAUCUUGACCUUUUAUCAAAUUGCUCUGCAUAUCCUCUGUUUGAUAAUUUCUGUCCUUAUUUAGCAAACCAUGGCCUUGGUCAAAAGACUCACAACAAAUCACACAGCUGGUAUCGCACUGAUCCUUUUAUGCUUGAGCUUGUUUUUCAUCGUAGAAUGCUUGAAUACCCUUGUCUUACAUCUGAUGCUACUCAUGCCAAUGCAAUUUAUGUGCCUUAUUAUGGUGGUCUUGAUAGUCUUAAGUACUUGUAUGGUCCUGAAAUUAAUUCAAGUUUUCAGCAUGGUUUAGAUUUGUAUGAUUUUCUUGUCCAUGUUGAUUCACCUAAUAUUUGGAGUAGAAAUUAUGGUCAUGAUCAUUUUAUGGUUAUGGCAAGGCCUGCUUGGGACUUUAAUCAACCUUUGAAUAGUGAUCCUUUGUAUUUUGGUACUUCAUUUCUUGAAUUGCCUGAGUUUUACAAUGUGACUGCAUUGACUCAUGAAAGUAGAGCUUAUCCUUGGCAAGAACAAGCUAUUCCAUAUCCCACUUCAUUUCAUCCUCCGAAUUUAGCCUUUUUCGAAUCUUGGGUGAAUAGGCUAAGGAGGUCUAGGAGGACUACAUUGAUGUUGUUUGCUGGUGGUGGUGGAAUUUCAGCUAAUCCUAAUGUUAGGAGAAGUAUUAGACUUGAGUGUGAGAAUGCUACUAGUAUGAGUGCUAAUGGCACAGGGUACGAGAAAUUGUGCGAAUUUGUUGAUUGUUCUAAUGGGAUUUGUCAACAUGAUCCUAUAAGGUUUAUGAAGCCAAUGUUGCAAGCUACCUUUUGUUUACAACCUCCAGGGGAUACACCGACUAGACGUUCCACGUUUGAUGGGAUUCUUGCAGGGUGUAUUCCUGUGUUCUUUGAAGAUUUGUCCGCGAAAAAACAGUAUGGAUGGCAUUUACCAGUGGAGAAGUAUGAAGAAUUUUCAGUGUCGAUACCUAAAGAAGACGUUGUGUUUAAGGGGUUGAGCAUUGUUGAUGUUUUAUCGAGUAUACCUAGAGCUCAAGUUAGAAGGAUGAGAGAAAAGGUUUUGGAAAUGUUGCCUAGAGUUAUGUAUAGAAAGCAGGGAAGUUCUUUGGGUUUGAGGAGUAAAAAAGAUGCAUUUGAUAUUGCAAUUGAAGGCACUUUGGAAAGAAUCAAGUCUAGGCUUCAAGAAGUAGCAGCUCAAUAAUGAUUUAUUAUUCUUAUCUCUUAUUGUUCUUGUUAUCUAUUACUAUUACUAUUAUUUAUAAUACAUCAAAUGGUGCAGAGAUAGUUUUGAAUUCCAUAUUUUCACUGGUAAUGAAUCAAUGUAAAGGCAAUCAUUUAGAAAUUCUUGUUUACUUUACCCCUAA